Messenger RNA from Ruditapes philippinarum (Manila clam), 2591 nucleotides. RefSeq lists its product as uncharacterized. Gene Ontology annotation, molecular function: protein binding. NCBI's taxonomy places the organism in Eukaryota, Metazoa, Mollusca, Bivalvia, Venerida, Veneridae. The transcript has 6 exons. The record is from RefSeq and is a predicted model, not a curated record. Bases 105 to 2591 code for a protein of 828 amino acids.
GAGCAUUUUGAGACAUAGCCUCGACUACCAUGUUAACGUUGGAGAUAAGAAAUUGAAUACGUGACUGCAUACAUAUAUUACACUGAUAACGAUACUUGUUUUCUAUGAUAGCUAAAAUGGAGGAAAUACGCCAAAAUAUCAAGUGUAAAGAUUACAUUGCAGUUUUAUAUGGAUUUGUACAUACGGGUAGAAAAACGGAAUCUUACACACGAGAAAGACUUCGUUUACUACAUCAAAAGAUAUACAGAUUGUUGGCAGGUCUUCCACGUUGUCAUGCAAAGUGCAGCUCUCUCCAUAAGUUACAAUUUAACAGAUGGUGUGAAACUUGCUCAAAGUGGAAAAAAGAACUGUCGGGGGUAAAUAGAUCAAGGAGUGUAAAUUGGGAGAAAACGGAAUCAUGGAAAUGGCCUGACUCUUAUGAAAGCAUUGUCGAAGUAUUCCUGCCGGGUGACUGGACAAAAAGCAAUCCCAUACAGUUUUCAGAUAUAUCAACACAGUGUCAUAUUUGGCUGCAAUGUAGGGAAUUUCACCUGAAUAAAACAAUAGUUAAAAACGUUAGAGCUGCAAGAAAUGAAACAUAUCAUAAUAUUAGUUUUGAAGCCACUGAUAUUGAAAAGGCCAAAGCUUUUGAUGCUUUAAAAGAUUUGAUAAAAGAUAAAGACAUCGCAAACGACAUUAAUGUGAAUGAAUAUUUAAGCAAACUGGAUGAUAUUUAUGUGGAUGAUUUAUUCUAUUCCAUUGACAAAUCUGUACUUGAGGAAAUAACAGCUGUAUAUCAUGAAAAUCAAAGAUCAUUAGAACACACAUUAAGUGAAAUAUGUGACCACUUAGAAUCUAUAGAGGUGGAAAACAGAUAUUCUGGUACGGUGUUAGACAGACUUUCAAGGAAUUUUAAAAAAAAAGAUUCGAAGAGAAGGAAAACAACACCUUUUACAACUCUUGCGCUUACGUUUGCAUUUUUAGGAUGUGUAUGGUAUUAUUUUGUACCAAACCACGUAUCGUUGAAAGAGUAUCAUUCUCAAGGUCUAGACGGAUGUGUCUAUGAAAACUAUACUUUGCCUUGGAUGCAAGAUUUACCAUUAAUAGAGUACGUACGAGACACUAACACUUUAGUUGGGAGACAUUGGCUGUUUAAAAUGUUAGAUAGAAAACUUUUACAAGACGAAUCAUCUGGACGCGGAAUAGUCUCUGUUGCAGAAUUCGGGUACGGAAAGUCGGCCAUAGUUUCCCAUUUGCUAUGCGCCAGACAUGGUGAAAAGGGCAGAACUUUAAGGGAACACAUAGCUGCGUUUCACAUAUGUAAAUACGAUGUUUCUAGCACGCAGUCACCCGAGAGGUUUAUCAGGCGUUUAGUAGGGUUAUUUGCAAUGAGACUACCGGAAUACGGCAAUAUUGUUUCCAUGAUGUCCAGUUCCUCUAUUUUAUAUGACAAGGAAAAAUGUGCUAAGGAACAAGAUGCGUGCUUUGAUCAGGCGUUUAGAAUUCCAUUUAAAAAUAUGACAUCAGAAUAUUCUACAAUGAUUGUGGUAAUAGACGCUCUUGAUGAAUGUUUUCACUUAACAAAAAACGAAAAUUUUAUUUUGAAUUUGAUAUCGACACGACUACGAUAUUUUCCAAAGUGGGUCAAAUUUCUCAUAACAAGUAGAGACAUAAUGCAACUGAAAGAGAAGGAAGUUCUACAUAAUCUAAUAAGUAAGACUGAGUCUGAAGAAGCGCUUGAUUUACUUCUAUUUCAUCAUUCCAAAGUUGAUAUAACAGAUGAAAAUGGAGUAAGUCCGGCAUUUCUCGCAGCAGCGAAAGGGCAUCUUAAACAGCUAAAAUUGUUGCUGCGGAAAGGUGCAAACUGUGAUUUUGCAGUGAAUCCUUGUAGGAAAACUGCUGAAAGGGAAUUAGGUAAAAUAAUGAAAUCGUGUAACUGCGACGCCUCGCCUUUAGACAAUCUGAUAAAACCUUUAGACACAUGGUGGAUUGUCUUUCGAGAAACCUCACUUCAUUAUGCGAUUCGGUCUGGGGACUCACACAUCGCAGAAUAUAUUGCAAAAAAGACGAAGCGUUUAGCAGAGUGUGUUGAUUCGUAUGGUUAUACACCUUUCUUACUUGCGAUCAAGCAUGGAAGAUACCAGCUUACUAAUGGCAUGAAAAAAAGAGCAAAUAUAGAUAUCUGCUCUUCCUCUGCUUCAUUUUUAUCUCGUCAAGACAUCGCCGGUUCCGGUACUAUAAUUGAUGAGAAGAGGGAAGAUAUUUGUCAAGAAGGUGCAACAUUUGCCCAUUUAAUUGCUAAAUACAAUCGGGUUAAAAUGAUUGACCUUUUUGAAAAUGACGUCACUCUGAAAUGGAAUAUAGCAGAUAGUUCUGGCAAUAAGCCUAUACACUAUGCAGCUAGUCACAGUAGUACGGAUUUCAUCAAGUUCAUGUCCUUGAAAUUCGGAAGGACUGCUUUUGAGGAAGAGUCAAAAAAUAAAUCAACGGCGUAUCAUUCUGCAGCAAUAAGCUGUUCAGAGGCGAGUUUAAGGGCACUUACUAAUGCAUUUAGUGAUAAUUUAAUAGAUUUCAAAGAUAAUUGCAAUAGGAGCGCCUGUAAAGGCCCAUAA